GGUGCCGCCGCGCAGCGCCGCUCGCUCCCGCACCACUGCGGCUCCCCACCGACGCCGGGGUGCACCCCGACCUUGGCAGCGGGGCUGACCCGGGACCCCGCGCUCUCGGUUGAUCUUUAAAUAAAGGAAGAAUAUAUCUGGUAAUGAGCUUUUAUGAAGAAGUUAAAGAGAAAUUAUAAGCAAUAGAAACACAGGCAUUUGUAUACUGGAGAAACCACUUAGAACAACCGUGUGGAGUAGAUGAAAGGAAUGAAUUUGCCUGGAAGAAACUGUACCUAGGGCCCACCUUUGUGUCAUAAAAGGCUGCUGAAGGAAGAGUAGAGUUUGCUAGAAAAUGAAAGAGUGUAGUACCAAAAUGGAGACUGCCGUCUCUGAAAUCCAAGUAGAAAAUAAGGAUGAGAAGAUAUCAGCACAAGUUUGUCCUCAAGAUGAGAGACAGGAGGAAAAAGCCUCCAUGCUUUGCUUCAAGAGAAGAAAGAAAACAGGCAAAACAACCAAGGCACAGAAGGCCAAAGCCAGCUCUGAGUCUGCCCCUGCAGCAAGGAAGCAUCCCCCAGAAACAGGAAGUUCCUCUGAGCCACAGCGCCCCAGAGUCGGGGCCUGGGCCUCAAUCAAGCGUCUUGUAACAGGCAGGAAAAGGUCAGAUUCUUCAAAGCAGCAAAAGUCAUUUGAGGCUGAAGUACAACCUGAAAUAAAGCCUGAGGAUGCUGCUCUUUCAAAGAAAAAGGCAAAAUCCAGGCUUCGGAUACCCUGCCUACGAUUCUCCAGAGGUGCACAAAGGAAUAAUCAUUCCAAAAUUAUAGAAGAUUCAGACUGCAACAUCAAAAUCCAGGGAGAGGCUGAAGGUUUAGAGAUACAAACUCAGACCCAAUCAGAGGAUCAGGGCAUCAAAGCUAAGUCAACUCAAGAACUGAAUGAAGGAGUCUUGCAGACACAUGAGGCAGUCUGUGAAGUCAAUGAGAACAGCAGUGUAAUGCCUGAAGAGAAUGUGAUUUCUGUGGAACUUGGAUUAGAUAAUAGGCAUUCAGCUGUUCAAGCUGAGACUGUAAUCCUUGAAAAGGAAGUUGAAGUGACUGAGGAAAAACAAAGCAUUGAAUCCCAGAAAGAAAGCCCACUGGAAAGUUCAGGAGCAGAUGGUCAGCACCCAGUGGUUUCUGUUGCUCCUCCCCCACCUGUAAUUCCAGAUCAACAAAUUGUGGAAGAAUCCAGUGACACUAUCCAAGAAAGUGGAACAAACUGGAAAGACAGUGAAAGUAGAGAGAUUAUAGUGGAGGAGAAUAAGCCAAAAGAUACUGAAAUGAGCCAGAAAUUGGAUUUGAAAGAAAAUGAUAUCGGUGCUGAAAAACCCAAAUCAGAAGAAAGCAAAAGAAUGGAGCCAAUUGCUAUUAUCAUCACUGACACUGAAAUCAGUGAAUUUGACGUUAAAAAAUCUAAAAAUGUCCCUAAGCAAUUCUUAAUUUCAGUGGAAAAUGAGCAAGUAGGUGUUUUUGAUAAUGAUAGUGAUUUUGAGGUUAGAACUUCAGAACAGUAUGAAAUACUCUUAAUAGAAACGGCCUCUUCGCUCGUCAAGAAUGCUAUCCAGUUGUCUAUUGAACAGCUGGUUAAUGAAAUGAUCUCUGAAGAUAAUAAAAUAAACACUCUUCUUCAGUGACUUAAUUUUCCAUGUCCUGAGUGGUAAAAAAGAAAAAGGAAAAAAAGCUUAAAAAGCAAAUCAUUUUACACAUUUGUGCCACUUCUUAUUCAGUAAGGAAUGAAAGGCUUAUCACCCAUGGAACUUAAAAGUGCAACUCCAGAAGUGCUGAAGAAUAAAGUUUAUAAACCACUCUUGACCCUGAAAUACAUUCACUUCUGGAUUGGAGGAAGUCAGUACAGAUUGCCGUGCAAAGUGACACAUAGGGAGUUGCUAAAAUAGCAUAUGGAGAUUGGAGUGUUUUGAGGAAGGAUGUAUUUAUUGAGCACUUUCAUAUGCUGUAUGCUCUUUACUGUUCCCUGAUUUCACCAGUCUGGUUUCCUUUGGAUAACUCAACUCUGGAUAGGUUAACAUUGCACCCAGUUUUCAAAAGCUUUUCUUUUUAACAGUGCAUUUUUAUGUCGUGUAAAGUGGUGAAUAAGGUGA
This is a messenger RNA of Perognathus longimembris pacificus (Pacific pocket mouse), 2116 nucleotides long. It is a transcript of the gene Akap5, whose product is annotated as A-kinase anchoring protein 5. Lineage: Eukaryota; Metazoa; Chordata; Mammalia; Rodentia; Heteromyidae. The record is from RefSeq and is a predicted model, not a curated record. The transcript is spliced from 2 exons. Gene Ontology annotation, biological process: positive regulation of adenylate cyclase activity. Gene Ontology annotation, molecular function: molecular adaptor activity; beta-2 adrenergic receptor binding; protein kinase A regulatory subunit binding. Bases 335 to 1651 code for a protein of 438 amino acids. Gene Ontology annotation, cellular component: dendrite membrane; excitatory synapse; dendritic spine.